Messenger RNA from Apis laboriosa (Himalayan honeybee), 1313 nucleotides. RefSeq names its product ceramide-1-phosphate transfer protein. The coding region runs from base 376 to 1011 and encodes 211 amino acids. Lineage: Eukaryota; Metazoa; Arthropoda; Insecta; Hymenoptera; Apidae. The record is from RefSeq and is a predicted model, not a curated record. Gene Ontology annotation, cellular component: membrane; cytoplasm; cytosol. Gene Ontology annotation, molecular function: ceramide 1-phosphate binding; ceramide 1-phosphate transfer activity. The transcript is spliced from 4 exons. Gene Ontology annotation, biological process: intermembrane lipid transfer; ceramide transport.
UUGAAACCACAACAUGUGAAACUAAAUGGAUCAAAAAAUAAAAUUUAUUAUAAUCACAUUAAUAUUAAAAAAUGCUUCUUAUAUGUAUCUAAAUUUUUUUAAUAUAAUUUUUAUAAUAAAAAUGUCCUUUAAUAAUAUUAAAAUUUAUCAGCAUUGAUAAUCAAAUUCCAUUUAGCCUAAAAGCAGAACGUGAUUGAUUUUUAAAUAUGCAGCUUAUCAAUUUGACUUUGUUAUCAUAACAUCUUAUCUCACUUUCAAUUAAUACAACACAUUUUAUCACCAACUGUGUUUAAUUAAUAUGUCAUCUUUGACACAGCUUAAGAUUUAAGUACGUAGCAAGCAAGUCAGUAGUCGAUUAAACAUAGUGACACGAAAAUGGCGGAAGGCAUGGAUUUAAUGUAUUUUGAUCUCAGACUUGUUCACGAUCAUUUUGAUCGAGCUCUCGUUCAAGAUGAUGAUAUUGAUCUCAAAGCCUAUUUGGAUGCCUAUAAUGAACUUUACAAAUUUUUUCAACUGAUGGGUAGUGUUUUUGGCUUUGUAUCCUCGGAUUUAAAGCAAAAGAUUGAGAUAUUGAUUGAUUUGAUCAAUAAAAAUGAUCAGAACUAUGGUACAAUAAAGACUAUGAUAGAAUAUGAGAAAGAAAACAAAAUUUUAGAUAAAGGAGACUAUUCGAAUGGAGCUCGUACGUUAUUGAGGCUUCAUAGAGGCUUAGAUUUUAUUAGAGAAUUUUUAAGGCAAUUGGGCGAUCUUUCAGAUAGUGAUAAAACAUCCAGUUGUUGCCAAGAUGCUUAUAAUAAAACAUUAGCUAAGCAUCAUCCAUGGGUGAUUAGAAAGGCUGCAGUGGUUGCCAUGUAUACAAUGCCUACCAGAGAACUUUUAUUUAAGAAGGUCUGUGGUUCAGACGUUCAAAGGAAUGUUGAUGUCCUGCCAAAAAUGUUAGAAGUAACUGCGGAUGUGUUCAAUCGUACACACAAUCUCUAUGAAAUUCAUCAACUUCAUAGUCUACCAUAAAAAUAUCUUUAGAAAAAUAAUGCACUUACUUUUUGGUGCUUGAGAAAACAAACAUUCCAUAUAUGUGAUGCAUAUAUCAAUUCCAUACAUACAUUGAAUAUCGAUCUCAUUAAUGUUUUUUGUGAUACUUUACUUAUUACUAUACACUAUCGUAUUUAUAAUUAUCGAAAACGUGCAAAAUGUACUAGCUUAAGUUUUCAUAUUCGUACUAUGUAUGUUGUAAUCAUUUUAUUAUAUAUUUAUUAGUAUUUAUGAAUACGGGAAUUGUAUAAUUUAUAAAGAAUCGGUAUAUGGCUAUGGGA